Acaulospora morrowiae is the source of this 1323-nucleotide messenger RNA. The record is from the annotation of a GenBank genome assembly. Lineage: Eukaryota; Fungi; Glomeromycota; Glomeromycetes; Diversisporales; Acaulosporaceae.
AUGCCCCCUAUUAAAGGUAUUGGCAAAAGGGAUCCAAAUAUAACUAUAACACGACAGGGUGUUCAAAACUACAUAAAAACAAUAAAGCGGUUAGAUUCUUCAAAAGAGCCUUUCCCGAUCAAAAGAAUAGACCUACAGACUUAUAUUAAAACUAAAAUCGAGGAUGGUGUAUCACGUGAAACUCUAAGCCGUUACAUAGGAGACAUUAAAUCUCAUAAUAUCGCUAUCAAAAAAGGAUGGGAUUAUAGCGUAUUUGAGCCCCUCUUAGAACAAGGUUUGAGGCAAUUAAGGACAAACAAAAGUCGAUCUAUCAGUGAUGUGACUCAAGAUAGAGCAGAUAGGCAAUUGCAUGCAAGUGAUUCGGGUAAUAUCCCUUCUGACUCGUCAAGCCCAACUUAUGCCCCAAGUUAUUUAGGAAAUGCAAUAAACACCGAAGACUGGAUUGUCCAAUAUCUACGUGAGGGUGACGCGAAUAGAGAAUUAACUAUAAGUAAUUCUUCUUUAGGGUCAAGUCAGGCUUAUCCUCAAAACUGUUCAGAAAAUGUGACUCUUCAUCCUGAACAAACUGUUGACCUAAUGAACUCUGAAAAGUGUACUUCUUCAACUGAUCAAAAUAUUUGUGAAAACAACGUAAAUAGUGAAUUAUCUAUGAAUAACUCGUUUACAAUUCCUCCCGAAGUGACAAAUCAACAUUUUUAUCAAACCUCUCCGGGAAAUAAUUUCCUUCUUCCAGGACAAGGGAUAGUUUUCUCAAUGAACGCUGAAGACUUGGGCUUUCAGCCUGACAAACAUGAAAUCAAUAGAGAGUUAUCUAUAAGUAAUUCUCCCGGAAUGCAAAGUCAAGCUUCUCCUUUAAGGAAUGCCCCUCUUAAUGAUUUCAUAAACUCUGAAAAAUGUAGUUCCAGACCGGACCAAAAUCUUGGUAAAGGCGUGAUGAAUAAAGAAGCACCUAUAAUUGAUCUAGAUGCAAUUCUUCUUUCUGCAGUACCUUAUCAAGUUUAUCCUCAAGCCUUUCCGGGGAAUAUUUAUUUCCAAGGACAAGAAUAUGUUGAUCGCAUGACUGUCACUGAAACUUGGAUUUUAAACCUGGAAUACUUAUACGAAAUUUUUUAUGCAUCAGAGUUAAAUAAACUUUUACAGUUAUUGACACAAACGACAACCAUGCAUUCUGACUCACGGCGUGAUUUGCGAGAGUUAACUAACCGUCUCGAAUCCGGAUAUUCAACUCGUGAGGUCUUCUUAGAAUUCGAUAAACAUCUACGAGAGGUUGAAGAUCAGGUUUCUUGUUUACGUUUGGAAGUAAAAAAGUUUGCUUCUAUGUGA